CCGCUGAAGAUGCUGCGAGCUUCAGCCCACAGCCCUGCAAGUGACAGUGUCCGGCCCCCGUUCCGAGCUUUCGCUGUGUCAAACUCUGUUGCGUCCGGCGAAUAGCGAUCAUGUAUUGACUCUCUUGACUUUCAAAGGGAUGGAGAAAAGCACCAAAGGUGGGAUGGAAUUGGGCUGCCGGCUAGUCCACUGCCUACUUUACACCGAUUGUUCUCCAUCUCGCUGUUAUAUUAAACGACGCCCGAAGUUCGCAUGUGGACUGCAGACCAUAGCACCCCGUCUCCCCUCCUCCGGUUCUCCAAAUCUCUUGGUUUUCUGUGUCUUCUUCAAAUCUUUGUUUCUCUUUUCACGCCUCUUUCACUAUGACUUCAGGCAGCGUAACGAACGGCUACACAAAUGGUGUUGCUAACGGCCAUGCCAAACCACGUACACCUCUUCGGCCCGGCAUCUACUCGCCCACGAUGACCUUUUUUAACCCAGAGACCGAAGAAGUUGACCUCCCGACAGUCCGGAAACAUGCGGUGAGGCUUGCUGAAGCGGGCCUUGUUGGGCUCGUUACCAUGGGAUCCAACGGAGAGGCAGUGCAUCUGUCUCGGGCUGAGAAGGCCGCCAUCACGCGAGCAACGCGUGAGGCUUUGGAUGAGGCUGGAUACCAUGACGUGCCUGUCAUUGUAGGGGCAUCCGAGCAAGGCAUUAAGCUCACUAUCGAACUCUGCAAGGAGUCCGCCGCUGCUGGCGGAGAGUACGUGCUUAUCGUACCCCCAAGCUACUACCGCUACGCUAUGGAUGAGGAAGCCCUCUACGAGUAUUUCACAAGUGUUGCGGAUGGGUCACCGCUUCCUAUCAUCCUGUACAAUUACCCCGGGGCUGUUGCGGGCAUAGAUAUGGACAGCGACCUCAUCAUAAAGCUUGCCAAGCACCCCAACAUCGUCGGGACCAAAUUCACUUGCGGUAAUACCGGAAAGCUUACCCGAGUUGCUCUCGCUACGAAUGCUGUCACUACCAAGACCCAAGGCAGUGGGUAUAUGGCCUUCGGUGGUAUGGCUGACUUCACUGCCCAAACAGCAGCCAGUGGUGGUUCUGGGAUCAUUGCCGGGGGUGCCAAUGUCGUCCCGAAGACCUGUGUCAAGGUGUGGAAUCUGUGGGCGGAGGGAAGGUACGAUGCAGCCCUAGAACUACAGAGGACCCUCAGCAAGGGCGACUGGGUCCUUACCAAAGCCGCGAUCCCGGGAACGAAGUCGGCCAUCCAGUCAUAUUACGGCUAUGGCGGCUACCCUCGUCGGCCACUUAAGCGACUGAGCCAAGAGAGGGUUGAAGCCGUCGCGAAAGGAAUUAAAGAGGUCAUGGAUGUGGAGAAAAACUUAUGAUAACACUCGAGCAUUGUCUUAACUCUGCGUAUUGCUCCAACACUCCUUACCGAGCAAGUCUUUGUUAUGAAAAUACCUGAGAAGAUUAUGUUGUUUUCAUUUAUCACGCAUGUCAUCUGCAUUC
Lindgomyces ingoldianus is the source of this 1491-nucleotide messenger RNA. Its product is annotated as aldolase. The transcript has a single exon. Lineage: Eukaryota; Fungi; Ascomycota; Dothideomycetes; Pleosporales; Lindgomycetaceae. The record is from RefSeq and is a predicted model, not a curated record. Gene Ontology annotation, molecular function: 4-hydroxy-tetrahydrodipicolinate synthase activity. The coding region runs from base 363 to 1367 and encodes 334 amino acids.